Amoebophrya sp. A25 is the source of this 6231-nucleotide messenger RNA. NCBI's taxonomy places the organism in Eukaryota, Dinophyceae, Syndiniales, Amoebophryaceae. The record is from the annotation of a GenBank genome assembly.
AGGAUGCUCUUGAUAAUUAUCUGACACGCAGCUCCAUGUUAGGGAUCGUUGGAAGUAGUUGACCUGUGGUCUUUGUGAGGAGCAUCUCUGUCUGUAUUAAUACUUUUUCAAUCGAAAUACGGAGGAUAGAUGAUAUUCGAGCAGGCUAGCUAGGUCAACUUACAACCGCUAAGCACGGAAACGGCCGACGGGGAGCCGCCACAAACAUCUGCUGAGGGAAGCCUUACGAUUCAGGCGAGUACUAGCCGCUUCACAGUUCAGGCGCGGGCAACGCGAUGGGGGCGCAGGCUUAACAGUCUAGUCAUGGUUGAUGACCGCACCAACCUUAAUGAUUAAGGCCAGUUAGUAUUUUUUUGAAGGGUUGUUCGGAGAAUACAACUUGGUCAUUUUCUAUUUCACUCUAGAGAAGAAUAAGAAUGCGUGUACGUAUGAUUGCUAUAAUUGAGUUUCAGGAGGAAAUGUUGACGAAAUUCAGCUGCAGCUCUAAGAACUUCAAGGAGAGGCGAAUGUGCGUAACAACUCGCAAGUCUGCGGUGAUCGUGAUCUGCUCGAGGAUCCUCACGUGCCCUUCGAUGAUUAAGGGUUUGAAGUGGUGUUCCACCUGUUAUAGCGUUUGCUUUGCCGCUCUUAAGCGAGAUGACAGGCGUAGCAAACGGGGAUACAAGCGAACACCAAAGACCAACCUCUAGGAUGAAGCACCAAUCGACACGGCAGAACAGGUAGCAGAGCUCAAGAUGUUGGAGUUCCAAGGCUGGUUUCGAUAUAAGCAAAAUCUAGCCUCGAACACUUACUGUGAAGGCGUGAAAGAGGCACGAUAUUCGCUCAACAAGAUGAACAUGGACGGGAGGAUGAGAAUGAGUAUCGCCACACACGGGUUACAGCUCUUCAAGUAUGGAUGAUUGUUUUUCAUCUUUCAGACCAUCUUGGCUGCCCUUAUCCCCUUACAAAGACUGUAUGAUAGCUUGGGGCGAUCUGCCGCAGUGGUGUUGUCAUCAUGCAUGACAGCGAAGCCGAGGCAUCCUAUCCUAUUCUAUCCUAUCCUUGAUGGUCUGGCUAGAUGGAAAAAGCGCCAUUCUUCAUGUCAAGCGCAUGUACAAUUUUGUGCAUUCUGUGCGAGUCGCCGUGUGCCCAUCGUUCUCAGCGUCAUUGCACAGGUGGACUGUAGGUCUCGCGCCAGAGGAUGGCGAAGAGGAGAUGGUCAAUAUCGAGGAUAUCGGAGAAGAAAAUUAUGGCUUACACCUAUCCAUCUUCUGGGGCAUUCUGUCUGAGGAGGCUCGCUUUUCAAGAAAAAAAAGCCUCCGGGAUGCCUUCCAAGAUGGAUACGGGUGAGCUCUAAGAAAACCUGCGCGAGUGGUUAGCUUGGGCUUUCCUAAACAGCGAUAAGGAUGCAACGCCGCUGCACACGCUGGUGUCGCGGGAAUUGGUCAGACGGUGCGAGCACUGGAUGGGCCACAAAUUUGAACCGGGAUUCUACAAUGAGGAUGUCGUUUCUAUGCGGCUUACCAUGGACCCAAUGAACGUAGACGUGCGUAGCUGGUUCUUCUAUUAUGAUGGAAAGCUGGAGAGGGAUGGUGAUGAUAGAUAAUAAGUACAUGAUGCGCGCGUUUUUACCUUUACGAACAAAAAUCUCCAAGAAGUAAAGCUCCACAUCGAAUUCCAAACUUGAGCAGCGGCGUCUAAAGUCCUGCGGUUUUCCAGUAUUUUCUCCCAUUUGUGGGAAGCAUGAUGCUGAGCAAAGUCUUCGGCUUUGAGGAAUCCAGCGCUGGCACGAUGACCUACUUUAUCCGAAAGGUUGCACCCGAGAGUCGAACCGAGGCCAACCGAUCAGGAGAAAACGAAAAUUUAUGAUUUUGAUCUUGUUUGAGUUUGACCGGCACCAGCGGAACCUCCCAAGCCUAAGCAAACACAAAAGAACUUGAUGAGGUCAUCCUAUCAAUAGGAGUAGACUCCGUGAUGUGCACGUCCUCUUUACUUCUACUUCUAUUUGACAUAGUUGUACCGAGCGGUACCGCCACAGGAGACUGACUGACUCUUCUGUUUUCACAUCCUUCUACUUCUAAGCAAGUCUAUCGAUCCGAACGAAAACGAUAAUACCCCGAUCGUCUUUUGCCAUGGUUUGCAGGGAUAUGUCGGCUACAUUUUCCCCUUCCUAGAGGAGCUUGUCCGCAUGUACCCACGCAGGGAUAUUUUCUUAUGCUGGAGGGCCUGUCAACAUCAGAAUGAGUGGGCAGUGGUCACCAACAUCAGUGUGUCAGCAGUUCGUUGUCACCACAAAAUUCUAUCUACGAGGAUGAUUGACGUCUCCAGCGUACUGGCCUCAAGAAAAGAAGGAUUAUACCUUUAAAUCAAUAGGAUAUUGCUUUUCAAUUUUAUGUGGUUACAAUAGGCCUUGACUUACCUUUGUUCAAUCUCUCUAACAAAAGUGAUCACCAUUCCGCAAAUCAGUGGUAGGAUAAGCGACGCCCAUAUCGCCAGUCCUAGGGAAUUUGUCUCGUGCGUUGCGGACAUGCUGUUAAGGCCGUGAUGGUGGAGGAGAGAGAGACUGACUACAAAUUUCUUCUUCUUGACAUAUUAGUCACUCUUCAGAUGAGAGCUUUCCUCUAAUUUCUCCUAUCAGAAUUCAACAUCUCUAUCUCUUAUACCCCUAGAGUGGGUACAUUCAUUCAUUCAUUCAUUCUUCUAAUUUCUCCUCAUUAAUAUGCAGAAUUCAACAUCUCUAUCUCUUAUACCCCUAGAGUGGGUACAUUCAUUCAUUCAUUCAUUCUUCUAAUUUCUCCUCAUUAAUAUGCAGAAUUCAACAUCUCUAUCUCUUCUAACUUCUGCUCACCACUAUCCAGAAUUUAACAACUGGGAUACUUACGAGCGUCGUCGCUAUUUACCGGGAGAUCUCGAUGAGAGUAGCGAUGACGAUGAAGCUUCGCGGCAACAUAGCAAAGAAAGCCAAGGCAUUGAGGAGUUUGUUCAGUUUUUGUUCUUGAGAAUGCUAUAGUCAUCUAUUCAUUCUAGCAGGUCUAGAAGGACCACGAACUGCAAAAAUAGGACAUCUUCCAUUCUUGUAAGACUUCAUUUUUAUACAUGGUAACGCGGUAGUUCUUCUUUUUUGUAAGAACGUUUUUUCCAACAACCCCUUUACAGGUAGCGGGCGCUCGAGCAUAUUAUCAAGAAUCAGUGGCGGAGAACGAGAAUCUUAUGGCGUAACCAUGGAUUUUGACAUUGAUAUCUUGAAGAAGGAAUAAUUUUUGUGCUCUAUCGUUUCGGCAUGCUUAUCAAUAGUAUCAUCUAAUGCAAUCCAAAGAGAAAGACGGAAGUUGGGCAACGGACAGCGCAGCUGAAGGCGAAAUUCGAUCAGAGUGAGCAUGUUGACGCCUUUCAAUUUGGUCCCGGCAUGGAUGCGAAGAAAAUUAAGGCUAGAUACUCACUACCCGGUGGUGUGAGGUUCGUUGGUACGUACUAUCGAUCCAAAGCGAAGGCCGCGUUCCCCUUGAUUUAAACGGCCAUGAAUCUUCAAGGGGAACAAGGCAAGUAACUCACUGACUGAAACACAGGUAGUCUAUAUUGACUGCCUAGCGCUAAGAAAAGGAUGGCUUUGCGUAGGACAGGCGCACAUUUUGUGGGUCACUCUUUUGGUACGUUCGUGAUGUCGUGGGUGAUCAGAAGAAGGCCGGAUUUGGUAAAAUAUGCGACGUUCAUCGAUCCUGUAUGUUUCCGCCUGCUCUCGCCUACGCUCUGUUACUCGAUGGUAUACAGAGAACCGCGAACCUGGAUUCAGACCGCGAUCCAUUAUUAAGGCGAUUCUUGAUGCUUUUCCCGUUGUCUCCAGCUGCAUGCUUUUUCUCCUUGUUUGUUCGAAGCAUUUUUGCUAAAUAUUGCAAAAUGAAACGCUUUUUUGGGCCGCUUUGGCUAUGUCGCCUCGACACCUUGCGUGAAAAGUCGGCAAAGGCAUCCUAUCCUAUCCUAAAAUGAAACGCUUACGCUUCCUCUUCAACCUCUUGUUCUAACACUACAUUGUAUCGAAGGAAUUUUCAAUUGCCUCUUGCUUACAGCGGAAAUUCCCGUGGAACCAGUUCGUGCUGUGGCCAGAAAAACUCCGGUUUCCGACGAACAUCAUUCUGCAUGGCUGUGACAGUAUGAUUCCUGCGCACAGCGUCCGAACGCAGAUUUCUGCAGUGAUCGAACUGCGAAAACAAAAGUGGAAAGCGUGGCAUCUCAGGAAGAACAGACGGCAGCGUGAGUAUUUUGCUAAGCAAUACGAUAGUGCUGGAGAGGCAGCCGGAGCAACAACAACAGCUUCCCCUGGAUCAUCGUCCCAAGGUGAGGCUUUCGUCUACCUUCCGUCAGAAAAAUUCGCUCAAAAUUAUGAGGAAAUGAUCAUUUGUAGUAUAACUAUAAUGUACAUUAUCAUCAUAUGACAUAUGUAGUAACUAUUAACUAUAAUGUACAUGAUCAUCAUAUGACAUAUGUAGUAACUAUGAUGUGCAUGAUCAUCAUAUGACAUAUGUAGUAACUAAUGCACAUGAUCAUGAUAUGACAUAUGUAGUAACUAUAAUGUACAUGAUCCUACAAUCCCGGCUGGUCACCGGGGUCCCAUAGGGACAACACUACCGCGCGAAACAUCGAAAGAUGACCUGCGCACUCCGAUGCCCUUGACGGGUCGGGGCGUGGCUACCUCCUCUACGCUUACUGGUGGAGCGGUAUGGUUGCGAGCUGUCUGGCGCCGCUUUCCUUCGCAGGGAACUCGCUCCUGUCGGAGGACUGCGAGGCGAUGCCCUUCCCCCCCUCCCUAACCGGGAGGGUCUCCACUGGAGCAACGCCUUGGCAAGGGGCUCCCGCGGCGCAGGCGUGGCGGUCUCGUCGGGCGACGACCUCUUCGGAGACGGUCCUGGUGGCGUCUAGGUUUUCCGGCCCUUUGGUGGUGCUCCGCUGGCGCCUUGCCUUCGCUGCUUUGGCUCUUCUUUUUGGCGGUUUUACCUCUCUGCUAUUUCUACGGGACUGGGGGUUGUGGUCAGUGAUGCAUUGGCUUUUCGGAAACAAUACGAGCGAGCGGCGGCACUGUGCAGGAGUGCCGCCGCUUCCUUCCCGCGCACCUGGUAAGUGCUGGCCUGCUGCUGUCGUUGAGCUCUCGCCCCAUACUACGACGCGGCUCGCCGCGGGGAGGUCCGGCGCUUUGGGGCUGCCUUGGCGCGGCGCGCCGGCUUCCGACUAAAUGCCCCCGGCGAUGCUUCCCUGCUGUCUUCACCGCUGCACCUGCUUACCCUUUUUCGGUGUUGGUUCGAGGUCUCAGGCUUCUUCUUACUUACCAUGACGGCGCCGGCAAACGCACCCGGACCGCGGCGCCUCUUGUUAGGACUCUCCUGCAUUUGCCUAACGCGUCGCUGUGCUUCAGAUUCCGCCCCCCGGGCCGUCUGUAGGUCUGUGGAUGACCGUCUAUCCUUCUCCUAAUAAUAAUAUUAAUGAUCCUACAAUUCACAUGAUAAUCUUCAUCCUUCCAGCAUAUCUACGAUGGUCUGAUAUAUGUUCAUUACAUCAUCAUCGUCUAAGCACAAAAUGCGCGUGUGAGGAUGUUGUGGUAUCCGCAUCUUGGGCACGCGGAAUUUAUGGUCCGGCCAAAGGCGAAGAUUACCCUGAUGGAGAUCCUAGAGCGUGUUGGACAGGUUGAAGCAGAGGAUAUUAAGGCCUACUCAUAUUCAUCUCGGGAAGCAUCUUACUUACUUAAAAGCGUUUUGUAAGGGAAAACGACUACCAAGAUGCUCCUCAGGGUGAAUAUCGGUAAGGUCUAAGGAUAUCAGAGAACGACAGCAUCUGGCUACCCCGAUCUAUUACAAGGGGAGAUCGAAAACCAACAGCAAAGAACGAAAUGUCGGACCGUAAUGCGAGGUGUGGGAGAUGUAUUCUGACUGACUUCUCUGCAAGGAGGACGGGUUGGGACUGGGGGUCUGGACUCGGGAUAUUGGGUUCGUUGCGGAAGAUUUUUAGAAAGAUCUCAGCAUUCUCAUUCAGAAACAGUAACAUACUACAGUUGAAAUCACUUGGACUUGCACGUUCUUCCUUCGAAGGGAAGAUCAUAACCACUACAUUCCCGAUCGCAAUUUCGUUCUUUGAAGCAACAAUGAAUUCAUUUUCCAGUGAACGCAUGAAGCAACGAUGGAUUCGUGCAUACCUACCGCUACCUCCCUGCCUUAACGAUAGCAGUGCACAUCUAAUGAAUCUAACAAUCGGAAUGCUUUUCAUGCA